This is a messenger RNA of Prunus mume (Japanese apricot), 1101 nucleotides long. It is a transcript of the gene GOS12, whose product is annotated as golgi snare 12. Gene Ontology annotation, biological process: endoplasmic reticulum to Golgi vesicle-mediated transport; vesicle fusion; inter-Golgi cisterna vesicle-mediated transport. Gene Ontology annotation, cellular component: cis-Golgi network; SNARE complex; Golgi medial cisterna. The record is from RefSeq and is a predicted model, not a curated record. Gene Ontology annotation, molecular function: SNAP receptor activity. NCBI's taxonomy places the organism in Eukaryota, Viridiplantae, Streptophyta, Magnoliopsida, Rosales, Rosaceae.
AAUGUGGGACAGUGCAUAGAACUCUACGACAUAGACGACCCAGAUUCAACCGAUUUCGAGCAAAGCACUGAACGUACGACAUCUAUCUGCCGGGAAGAAAAAAGAGAAUGCAAAGCUGAGUGUGAAGAACUGAAAACCUGAAGAUGGUUUUUAACUGUAAAUAACGGAACCUGCACUAACAAUUGGAUCAACAGUCACAGAAGAUAAAUUAGUAAAAAGGGUUGUUGUUGAAUCCGGAUCAGGAAUUAGGAGAUCCAAUGACGACAGAUUCGAAUCUGGAGUUGCAGGAAUCGGGUUGGGAGGAGCUGAGGAGAGAGGCUAGGAAGAUCGAGGGAGAUCUUGAUGUGAAGCUCUCUUCUUAUGCUAAGCUCGGUGCUAGGUUCACACAAGGAGGUUAUGUGGAAUCUGGGUCACCUUCUGUCGGGACCAGUAGGUCAUGGAAGUCCAUGGAAAUAGAAAUCCAAUCUUUGCUUGAGAAGCUCUUGGACAUAAAUGAUUCAAUGAGUCGAUGUGCUGCUUCUGCUACACCAGCUACGUCUGUGACUCAGAAGCUAGCAAGGCACAGAGACAUACUUCACGAGUUUACCCAGGAGUUCAGAAGAAUCAAGGGGAACAUAAAUUCAUUGAGGGAACAUGCGGAGCUUCUGACUUCAGUCAGAGAUGAUAUCAGUGAGUACAAGGCAUCUGGGAGUAUGUCACCAAGAAUGCAGAUACUACGGGAGAGAGCUGCGAUCCAUGGAAGCGUAUCUCAUAUAGAUGAGGUGAUUAGUCAGGCUCAAACAACAAGGGCAGUGUUGGGCUCUCAAAGGGCUUUGUUUGGAGAUGUUCAAGGGAAAGUGAAAAAUCUAAGUGACAAGUUCCCUAUUAUCCGUGGCCUACUUGGUUCAAUUAGAAGGCGGCGAUCAAGAGACACCCUUAUUCUCGCUGCGGUCAUUGCAGCUUGUACCUUGUUUCUUAUUAUCUAUUGGCUUUCAAAAUAAGUACACAAAUGAGUUGUUGAAUUGAUACAAGAAAGUUAUAAAUUAUGAUGCCUCUUUAGGGAAUUUUGAUUAUGUAAUUUCUUGGGACAAAUAGUUAUAUGUUUCAAUAGUUUUUGUGGUA